GUGAGUGAUUAGUAAAUCUGCUUCCUGCUUUUUGAGAAGUUUAUUUGUGGAGGAUAAUUCUUAUUAGUAUGUUGCUUCUCGCGUGUGUUUUUAUACUUUUAAACGUUCUACGCGUUGGGGUAUGCACAGAAGCUGCGGCAAGAACAUUUGAGAUAGACUAUGAGCAAAAUUGCUUUCGGAAAAAUGGGGUGCCAUUUCGCUAUAUUUCAGGCAGCAUUCAUUAUUCCCGAGUUCCACGUUUUUACUGGAAGGAUCGCUUGCUGAAAAUGAGGAUGGCAGGAUUAGAUGCAAUUUACACGUAUGUACCUUGGAACUUUCAUGAGCAAACCCCUGGACUAUAUAAUUUUUCUGGAGAUCAUGACAUUGAAUCAUUUUUGCAACUAGCUAAUGAUGUUGGGCUGCUGGUUAUACUUAGAGCAGGUCCUUACAUUUGUGGAGAAUGGGAUAUGGGAGGCCUGCCUGCAUGGCUGUUGGCAAAAACAUCAAUUGUUCUGCGGACUUCUGAUCCAGAUUAUGUCCAGGCUGUGGAUAAUUGGAUGAGUGUGCUCUUACCCAAGAUUAAACCUUUGGUUUAUCAAAAUGGAGGUCCAAUUAUUUCUGUACAGGUUGAAAAUGAAUAUGGAAGCUAUUUCGCUUGUGACUACAAUUAUCUUCGGCAUCUUUUAAAAAGAUUUCGCCAACAUCUAGGAGAUGAAGUAGUUUUAUUUACAACUGAUGGUUCCGGACUCCCUUAUGUGAAGUGUGGUUCAGUCCAGGGUCUUUACACAACCAUUGAUUUUGGACCAGGGACAAAUGUCACAGCUGCAUUUCAAGUUCAAAGAUCAAGCGAACCUAAAGGACCUCUGGUUAAUUCAGAAUUCUACACAGGCUGGUUAGAUCAUUGGGGAGAACCACAUUCGGUGGUUGCAACAGAAAGGGUUGUGCGCACAUUGGAUGAAAUUCUUGCCCAUGGAGCAAACGUGAAUAUGUACAUGUUUAUUGGAGGAACCAAUUUUGGCUACUGGAAUGGGGCAAACACACCAUAUGAGCCACAGCCUACCAGCUAUGAUUAUGAUGCACCUUUAUCUGAAGCUGGUGAUCUUACUGAUAAAUAUUUUGCAAUCAGAGAUGUCAUUAAAAAGUAUAAACAGAUUCCAGAAGGACCUAUCCCACCAACAACUCCCAAAUUUGCCUAUGGAGAAGUAUACAUGGAGAAGGUGACAACGUUAGUUGAUGCUCUGAACAUACUCGCUAAGUAUGGUGCAAUAAAAAGUUUAUACCCUUUAACUUUUGACCAAAUUAAACAGUACUUUGGAUUUACUUUAUAUAGAACUGUAUUACCACAAAAUUGUGGUUACCCAACAUCACUGUCAACAAUAUUAAAUGGAGUACAUGACCGAGCUUAUGUCACAGUUGACAAGGUUCCUCAGGGGGUCCUUGAAAGGAACAAGCAGAUCUCUAUUAAUAUAACUGGCAUUAAAGGAGCAGAACUUGAUUUGUUAGUCGAAAGCAUGGGCAGAGUUAACUUUGGCAGAUUCAAUAAUGACUUUAAGGGUUUGAUUACCAACUUAACUCUCAAUGGAACAAUACUAGGUAACUGGACAAUAUACCCAUUGGACAUAGACAACGCUGUGAUCAAUGGACUUGUAUCAAAGAAACAUGAUUUUCAAUUAUCCAGCUACUCUCUGCCUACUUUUUUUAAAGGCAGUUUUUUUAUUCCUAGUGGCAUUCCAGAUUUACCCCAGGAUACAUUUGUGAAAUUCCCUGGGUGGACCAAGGGGCAAAUUUGGAUCAAUGGAUUUAACUUAGGACGUUAUUGGCCAGCUAGAGGUCCUCAGGUGACAUUAUAUGUUCCAAGACACAUUUUGACAACAUCCGCUGUAAAUAACAUUACUGUGCUGGAGUUAGAAAACUCCCCCUGCAAUACUGGAAAAUGUGUGGUGGAGUUUGUAGACAAGCCAAUCCUUGAUCAAAAGAUAAAGCAUGAAUUUGAGUUCAACAAAAACAAAUUUCAUUAAAUUGUCAUGCUAAAUAAAGUUUUACAUUUUUCAGUGAUAUCUAAGAUAUUGAAAAUAAAAUGCAAAUAAAAAUAUAUUUGCUUAUUAUUCAUUUUUACAGAAUAUGCCAAAUAUGUCUUGUUGGUAAAAUAUGUCUACAAUAAUAUAGUGUUGCUUAUACUGUUAAAAUGUGAGUUCAAUAUCAAAUUAAAGUUUUCCUAAACCUCA
Messenger RNA from Bombina bombina (fire-bellied toad), 2204 nucleotides. It is a transcript of the gene GLB1, whose product is annotated as galactosidase beta 1. Bases 69 to 1997 code for a protein of 642 amino acids. Gene Ontology annotation, biological process: carbohydrate metabolic process. Gene Ontology annotation, cellular component: vacuole. Gene Ontology annotation, molecular function: beta-galactosidase activity. The record is from RefSeq and is a predicted model, not a curated record. Lineage: Eukaryota; Metazoa; Chordata; Amphibia; Anura; Bombinatoridae. The transcript has 16 exons.